This is a messenger RNA of Plasmodium inui San Antonio 1, 3648 nucleotides long. Its product is annotated as DNA gyrase subunit A. Gene Ontology annotation, biological process: DNA topological change. The transcript has a single exon. Bases 1 to 3648 code for a protein of 1215 amino acids. The record is from RefSeq and is a predicted model, not a curated record. Gene Ontology annotation, molecular function: DNA binding; DNA topoisomerase type II (double strand cut, ATP-hydrolyzing) activity; ATP binding. Gene Ontology annotation, cellular component: DNA topoisomerase type II (double strand cut, ATP-hydrolyzing) complex. NCBI's taxonomy places the organism in Eukaryota, Apicomplexa, Aconoidasida, Haemosporida, Plasmodiidae.
AUGUGGUUCCUAUGUCCCUUCUUCUUCGUCCUCGUAACAAAUCUGUUUCUCCCACUCCGCAACUUCAGUUGUCUUUUUGUGAGAAGCGAAAAAAGGGAGAAGUUGGUCCCGAUUUGGACCCCCCACAAGAGUAGUGCCCCUCUUUUUAUACACACUGGGCAUGGGGGAGUGAGGAAGCGGGCGCUAAAGGGGAGAAACAGGUUGGUCGGCCAUAAAAAAAGCAGUAGAGAGGAAAGAGGUGAUGGGAAAAAUGGUGGCAAAUUCCUGAGGUCGUCCCUGCUGCUCGCGAGGAAGGGCAGCGCGGAGGGGGAGGCAGAUGGAGAAUCAGAUGGAGGGCCGCUCUCAUCGAGCGGAGUGCCAACUUCAACUGUGAGCAACGAGCCAAGUGAAGAAUCCCCUAUGCGAAUGGCUAAAACGAACAGAAGUAGCCAUGCAGGAGGUGCCCAAACGACAGGGAUAAGCGACCCUGUGGAAGAAAGCAUAAAAAGAAUCAAGGGAGAAUACUACGACGUGGAAAUUUGCGAGCUGCUGUCAAAAAGCUUCCUGUCUUAUGCCAACUUUUUAAUCCUAAACAGAUGUCUAUGUGAUUAUCGCGAUGGCCUAAAAACAGUGCAGAGGAGGAUCAUAUGGAGCAUGUACGAAAUAAAUAAAGGCGCGGAAAAGGGCAGUUAUAAGAAAUGUGCCAGAAUCGUGGGUGAGGUUAUUGGAAAAUAUCACCCACAUGGAGAUAAAAGUGUGUACGAUGCGUUGGUUCGUCUGGCACAGAAGCAUCACAAUAGCAAUCUGCUAAUCAAUGGAUACGGGAACUUCGGCUCCGUUGAGUACAACGCAGCGGCUAUGCGUUACACGGAGGCUAAAGUUUCAAACUUCUGUUAUGAUAUCCUUUUGGACGAAAUAAAUGAUGAGAACGUAGAAUACGUGCGAAACUUUGAUGGGAAUGAAGUGGAGCCGAAGGUGCUGUGCAGCAAAGUUCCUCUCCUACUCAUUAAUGGAUGCUCCGGCAUUGCAGUCAGCAUAUUGAGUAACAUCCCCUGCCAUAACUUAGUAGAUGUGAUCAACUGCACCAUUAGCUUUUUACUCGACCCAAGUAUUAAAGAGGACCACUUAGCCGCUAUAAUAAAGGGGCCCGACUUCUCCACUGGAGGGAUUAUUAUAAGCAAACCGAAUGAGCUGCAAAAUGUAUAUCAAACGGGGAAGGGAAAUAUAGAAAUUAGGAGCAACGUCUUUCUGGAGUACACGAAGAAUGACAAAGGUUACGUCACCCACGUGAAUGAUUUGCUCAACCUACACCCAGAAGAUGUGGACCCGAGGGGGAGUAAAAAGUUAGUAAUAAAAAAUUUACCCCCAAAUGUGAAGCCAAAUGAACUAAUCGAAAAUAUGAUUAACAUUUUGAAUGAGAAAAAAAAUGAGCAUGAAAAUAUUUUACAAAAAAUAAGAGAUGAAAGUGAGAAGGAGGACAUGCGAAUUGUACUGGAACUGAGGAAAAAUAGCCAACUGGAACAAAUAAAUGACUUCCUUUCCUUCAUUUUUAAGUACACACAGAUGCAGAUUACCUACCAUUGCAAUUUUGUUUCCAUCGGUCACCAAAAUAGUUACACCCAGUUCUCAUUGAAAUCGUUCUUACAGCUUUGGUGCGAAAAUCGCAUAAAAUUUAUUAGAAACAAUUUGACAAUAAAAAAUAAAAACUUACAGAAAGAACUUCACAUCAUACACCUGUACAUGCUCAUACAGAAAAAAAUUUUGGAGAUUAUUUCCUUUCUCCAGAAGAACCAAAGCAUUGAACAGAUAAAAGAUUUUUUUAAAAAAAAUUUCCAACUUAAUGAUUAUCAGAUCCAGCACAUCCUCUCUAUGAAGAUACAGAAAUUGGUCAACAUUAAGAACGUCGAUUUUGGAACUCAGAGGGAGAAAAUUCUGGCUCGCAUGCAGGAGAAUCGAGACCUCAUCGCCAACGUGGAGAAGAUCAAGCACCUCAUCAUUGAGCAGCUGGCCUACAUAAAAAAUAAGUAUGGCAGCAGCAGCGUAGGAAGGUUCGCACCCCCGCAGAGCGUUAAGUAUAAGUACGUUUAUAUAAACCCACCCGGACGCAGUCAGCACUUUAAGGAGCACUUAAUCCAACCGCCUACCCCCCCGCGGGAUGAUCCAUCUGAGCUUGCAGCCGACGCGGAAGAUUCAAAAGAGGAAAGCGAAAUUUUGCAAAGGGAUGCAAAUCCGAACCAAACGCACAACGGUGAAGGGCAACACAUCGAAGUGGUGGAUCCCCCCUUAACCAGGGGAAAUAACCAAAGGGGAGGAGUGCAUGACGCGGAGUGCGCACCCCCGGUGGAAGACACUCAAAAGGGGACGAAAAAAAUAGACCCUUUUCUUCACUACAGGCACACCUACAUCGACUCCAUACACACGGACGUCAAAGAUGUUUACAACAACGAUCACGUCCUUGUCCUAAUAACCUACGGAGGGUACGUCAAGAAGAUCAAAAUUGCGGAGAAGUUGAAGAAUCACCAGAACAAUAUCAUGAAGCUGUCCAACGUGAAGUACAUUUUGAAGGAGAACGAGGAGAGGCGACUCAAGGGUGGCGGCGCACCGGGGGAAGCGGCCAAACCAGCAGUAAGUGGCACGGCCAACGUAGGAGGAGGCGAGACAGCCAACGUAGCAGUAGAUGGGGAAACCACCUCCAUUGCUAAGCCCCCCACUGCCAACUCAGCCAACUGCUACAAAGUGAAGAAAAGCAUCCUCUGCAGAAACAAAGACAAACUACUGCUCACGGACAGCCAGAACAAAGCCUACAUCCUGAAUGUGUGCGAUUUGCAGACUUCGUCUUACGACUCCAAGGGGACGCCAAUCAACCAAGUGGUGCACUGCUCAAAGAGCAUCACCGGCAUGACCAAGUUCGAGGAAAAUAAAAAGUACCUCAUCGUGUGCAGUGAAAAUGGAAAAAUGAAAGUCAUAAACAACGACGUUUUCUUGAAGAAGAAAAAAAAAGGAAUCAGACUUUUUAAAAACAAAAAAGAUAUCCAUUUCAGCUACUGCAAUUUUACGGACAACUGCAUUGUUGGAACGGCCAGUGGACACAUAAUUCAGUUUCCACUCUCCAAUUUUAAAAUAUCAAAAAAAAACUCGCUCGGGAAUAAGUGCAUCAAUCUGGCGAAAAACGACAGAGUGGUGGACCUCUUGGCAUAUGAGAAUGACGAAAAAAGUGUGAAAAAUUUUCAAAUCAUAUUUCUUUCCAAAGGGGGACAUGGAAAAAUGAUAAACUUGGAGGAGCUCAAAGUGCAGAAGAAGAAGGGCAAGGGGUACAAGAUUAUGAAGUUUAAGCGGGCCAAAAGGGCCGCGGCUCUCGAGAGAGAGCAGGGGAAAGGCGGGAAAGAGGCACACCUAGGAAAAGAGAGUCAGGAUCCCUCCGCCCACAUGAGCAAACGACAUAUGGACCAAACUUCCGCGCAGAGCACCGACCCGGACGAAUUCCUCGGGUUUAAAUUGUAUGACAUGACAAAGAAGAAUGACAACGACUUUCUCAUCAUGAUUACCGACCAUGCUGUUCUGAUCCGCAAAAAUAUCACCCUCCUGAAAAAAAAAAACAGGAAGCACUCAUCGCAAAUUUAUGCCAAGAUGAGCAAGCUCAACCGGCUCGUUUUCUUUGACAUUAUGUAA